Messenger RNA from Symbiodinium pilosum, 969 nucleotides. The record is from the annotation of a GenBank genome assembly. NCBI's taxonomy places the organism in Eukaryota, Dinophyceae, Suessiales, Symbiodiniaceae.
AUGACCCAGCAAAAAGCCAUGGAGCCGCUCCUUGAAGCGCAGUCGGCGCCAAGAGAGUUGCUGGCCGAGGUUUUCCCGCUUUGGUUUCCUUUGAUGUGUAGUGAUGUCACGAUGCUGUUGAACGAGUUUGUCAACACUGUUUGUCUGGGUCAAGUGGGAAAUAACGCGGAGUUGGCUGCGGUUGGUUUGGGCAAUUUGAUUCAGAAUUGCUGCGCGUUGACCAUCGGCAUGGGCCUUACAAGUGCGCUGGACACUUUCGUCAGCCAAGCGAACGGAGCCGGGCAAUACUCGCUGUGCACCCAGUAUCUGCAACGCAGCCGCGUCAUUAGCACCGUGCAGCUGUUGUGGAUGAUCCCAUUGCUGUGGUUCACGGAUUCGAUCCUUGUGGCCAUUGGCCAGCAUGAGGAGGUUGCAAGGCAUGCAGCAUCCUACAAUCGCGCAGCUGUUUUUGGGCUUCUAGGUAAUUUUCAAUACCAGGUGAUUGUUUCUUACUUGCAGAACAUGGAGAUGCCCAUGCCGGUCUGGGUAUCAGGAGCCACAAGCCUCCUCCAUGUGGUUUGGUCUGUGACAUUUGUGGUGGUGUUGCGUUGGGGAAACAUGGGUGCUGGGGUUGCAAAUGCUGUGACGUGGACGCUGCAGUGGCUGAUCGGGUCUGUGUUCCUGGUUUUGAACGCAUCCGACCUGCACGCGACCUGGAGGCAGCUGCUUGGAGUUCAGCAGGAAGCCUUCCGCCAGUGGAAGAAUUACAUGGCAGUGGCCAUACCAGCCACAGUGCAGGUCUGCAGCGAGUUGUGGUUCUGGGAGGUCUGCGCCCUGGUGGUGGGAUAUUUGGGCCCUACGGCUUUGGCGGCCCAUGUGGCUGCAAUGAACUUGGUGACCGUGCUUGCCAUGCCCACCAUGUCCUUAGGAAUUGCGGCUGCAACGGUGGUGGGGAAUGCCAUAGGUGCGGAGCUUCCCAAGAAGGCGAAG